Messenger RNA from Closterium sp. Naga37s-1, 6091 nucleotides. NCBI's taxonomy places the organism in Eukaryota, Viridiplantae, Streptophyta, Zygnematophyceae, Desmidiales, Closteriaceae. The record is from the annotation of a GenBank genome assembly.
AUGGCGGCUCAGCAAGCCGCGGACCCGCGCGCCCAUCACGGCGGCAAUUCUCAAGGCGGGUCGGCAACGGGUCAGGCGACGUCGAAUCGGUACCGGCAGCACCCGCAGUACAUGCUGUCGGAGAUCCCGAGCAUCGAGGAGGAGGACCACGCCGCGUACGACGACGCCUCGCCAACCGGUGAGUCGGCGGUGCAGCCCGUGUCGCGGCGCUCACACUCGUACUCGCGCGCCGGGUCCAUGGGCAGGGAGACGGAGGGGCAGGGCGAGCGGGAGUGGGAGCGCGAUAGAGCGUACGAGCGAGACAGGGAGCGGCAGCGAGAUGCUCCCGUGCGGGAUUGGAGGGAGGGCGAGCGCGAGAGGGGCAGUGGGCGAGAGAGGGGCGGGGCAAUGGAGUACGGCAAGGGGCGCGAGAGAGAGGCAGAGGCGAUGCGGAGCAGGGAGUCGGAGAGGAGUGGCAGCUGGAAGGAGAGCGACAAGCACAGAGGGGAGCGCGGCAAUUUUAGGGACAACGAACGAAGUGCUGGCGAGAGGAGUGCGGGCAGUUCUCGUGAGCGCGAUCGCCCGGACAGGGGCACGGGGAGCUCGCGGGAGCGCGGUGAACGCGUUGUGGCGAGCGGCAGUGUGCGGGAGAGGGAGCGGUUGGAGCGCGAGAGAGAAAGGGAGCGAGAGUACGAGCGGGGGAGAGAGAAUGAGUGGGGCCGUGACGACUCGACAAGAAGAGAGCUUUCGUACGAGGAGGACGAGGAGCAGCAGGGACAUUACCAGGAGCAGCAGGGGCAGUACCAGGAGCACUCGAGGUAUCAGGCGUCGCAGCACGCACAUGUGCAUCAGCACUACCAACAGCCGCCUGCAAAGGCGCGAACGGAGGGGCACAGCUCCCAGGCCUCAAUGCAGCAGCAGCAGCAGCAGCAGCCCCGUCAGUCGCAACAGAUGUCGCUUCAGCAGCAGCACCACCACUCGCAAGACGGUCUCUCCUCCUCGCCGCAACGCCACCCCAUGCCCCGCUCCUCUCGUUCCGCCUCCUCCUCCGGCUUCCCCUCUCCCCUGGCGCCUGCCGCCAAGGGUUACGCCCCCGCGCCCAGUUCCUCGGGGGCCACGCCCGCCCACGCGGGGGAGGCGCGCUACGGGUCGCCGGCGGGUCCGGUGGCAGCGCUGAAGCAGAGCGCGCGGCACCGGCGCAUCCGGUCGGAGGACGCGUCGAUGUUCCACCGCAUGCUCGCGCAGGAUCACGCGGGCCAGCCCCCCGCCAUGUCCGGAGGUGGGGGGUCGCCAGGCGGGCCACCGGGCGGCCGGAGCCCAGUGGCGCGACCCAUGACCAGCGGCGCGGCAGGCGGGGCGGGCAGCAGCCGCUUUCAAGGGGGGCCUGCGACCGGCGGAGCUGGUCCCAGCGGAAGCACUGUGCGCGGAAGCGGGUACGGCGGCAACGCGAAUGGCGGUGGCGGGUCCAUGUCGGGCGGGAUGAGCGGCGGUAGCGGUGGGUCGGGGCAGCACGUGGCGGCGCGAAGCCCGCUGGAAGGUGUAGGCGAUCGGUUUGCGGACUAUAGCGGGGGCGGAAGCGGCAAGGAACGGCGCGCGCAAGUGACCCAUCGAUUCCCGUCGUCGCGGUCCGUGUCCGCCGUGCCGUCACACGCCCUCGACCACGACCGCUCGCCGGACUCCCCCGUCCGCGCUACUGGCGGGGGCAUGCGCGCGGGGGCUGGCGUGGGGGGGAGCCAGAGCCACAAGGAACAGGUGGGGGGGAUGGGGAUGGCUCAAAGAGACGCGCAGGCACAGGGAAUGGGACGGGGCGCGGGGGAAAAGGUUCUGAUGCGACCACGGAGCAUGAAGGCUCUGUCGUCGCCGGGCGAUGCGGCGGGCGACGAGCAGUCGCAGGGCUACGGUGCGAGCGCGCAGAAACAGCAGUGGCAGCAAUACCAGCAGCCGCCACCGCAGCAGCAACCGUGGCAGCAGCAACAAUUCGCCCCGGCCCCCCAGCAGCAGCAGCAGAUGCGGCGUCGGUCGCACGAUUCGCAGUCAAGCCCGUGGCCCGACGAUGACUCCCCCAUGCGCUCCCCCCCUGACAUUGCGCGCCUCUCCUUCGACUCCGCCGAUCACCAGCCUCCUCGCGCUGCGCGGGUGGGCUCGCCCGCAGCUGGGGGAAGGCCGGCGCCGUCGGGGAGUGGAGCUCCGCGCGCGGCAAUGGGCGCGGGCUCUGGGCGGGGGUCGGGGAAAGGCGACGGGGCGUGGGGCGGCGCAGCGGAGGCAGUGGCGGGUCGCGUGCGGGAAGUCGCCGACAUUCGCCCCCAGGCGCUGCCGCGCCCCAACAGCAGCGGCGGCGUGCGCAGGGCGGCGGGGCUGGCAGGCGGCGGAGUGGACCGGUCGCGGUCGACGGACGGCAGUCCCGACCCCGGCGACAUGGGGAGUGGCGGCGCGCGGGGGGGCAAGGACGAGGGCGUGUGGGGGCGCAAGGCGAAGGGCAAGGGGGGGCAGCCCAUCACGGAGGAGGCGCUGGAGCAGCAGCUCAAGCUCUCCGCGCACCGCCUCUCCGCCGUCUCCCCCGCCUACUCCACCUCCCCGCCCCACUCCCCUCCGCGCGCCACCUCCUCGCGCCCGCAUCCCGCGUCGUCCACCUCUUCCACUGCCCACGGCGCAUCGGGGGGAGCUUCUGCUUCGCCCGCGCAGACCUCCCCCGCAGCCAACCGUCCCGCCGGGCGCAAUCCGCCGAUGCGGAUGACUGCGCGCAGCGCCAGCGGUACCUACUUCAGCUCCGCCGCCGCUGCUGUGGCGGCCGUGGGCGGAGGGCAAGGGAUGGGCGGGGAGGGAGACAUGCGCGGGGGGCGCAAGUACGGGGGGAAUGGCGAUUCCGCCGUGGGAGGAGCACAGGGGGGCGCGCCUAUGCGCGCUGGAGGGGGGAGUUACGGCGGUGGUGCAGGCAGCGGGAAUGUUGGCGGCAGUGCAGCGGCGGUGGCGGCGGCAGCAGGCAGCGGCGGCACCAACAGGCUGCGCCCGUUCGAGGAGCCCUCGCCCGCGGAAGCGCGCCCCAAGCCGCGCCACAGGCGCAGUGAGAGCGCGGGCCCGGGGUACUUUGUGGGCGGAGGGGGCAUCUGGGGCGCCGUGGCGGGCGCCAACAUGGCGCCGAAUCUGGGCGCGAACGGCCCCCAGGCGCUGGCGCUCAACUUCCUGGCGGGCGCACAGCAGAGCGACGCCGUGGUCAGCAGCGGGGGCAGCGCGCACGCCCGCGCGCAGGGCGCACAGGGCAAGGUGGGCGCAGGUGCUGGCGGGACAGCUGGCGGGACAGCUGGCGGGACAGCUGGCGGAGGCAUGGCGGGACGGGUGGGGAGCAGCGGAGGAGGAAGGGACGGGGCAAGCGAGAGUGGUGGGGCGGGGGCGACGGGAGGGGGAGUGGGGAGUGCGAUGGCGAGCAGCAUGGGCGUGGAGGCGGUGCGAGCAGGGCUGUCCGCCAUCCGCACAGGCGGGCACGGCAGCGCCAAGCACAUCAACCUCGGUGCCUUCGCCAACCAGGGACCCGCCGCUGCCGCCACCACCGCUGCAGCCGCCACCGCAGCAGCAGCGGCGGCGGCGGCAGCAGCAGCGGUGGGGCCGGACGGGUCGAUCCCGCUGAGCACGAACCUGAAGCUCAAGGUGCGUGGAGGCAUGUCCAUUAGCGUGCCGCACAGCAACACGGCCGUCAGCCCGCGCGUGUCCUCCUCCGCCACCGCUGGCGCCUCUGCCAGCACGCCCACGCACGCCAGUCCGCGCAGCGGCAUCAACUCGCCGUUCAACAUGGCGAGUCCGCGCGAGGGCGUGAGUCCGCUGGCCAGCCCCAUGCUACCGCUGGACCCCGAGAAGCUGUGGGCGCUGCAGAACUUCCAGCGCUCCACUCCCGUCUCCACUCCCACCGCCUCGCCCCGCCCCGGCUCCCUCUCACCCCCGCCCGCCGCGCCCCCGCGCACGCCGAACGUAAGCGACUACUACUACAGCGCCAAGUCGGGCGAGGGGGGCAGCCCACGCGCUGCAGAGGAGGAGCAGGUGGAGGAGACGCCGGCGACGGCGAACGUGCUGCUGAAGGACGUGGUGGAGCUGAGCGAGCUGUACCGCCUGUCCCGCAAGGAGCUGGGACGCGGCAACUUUGGGGUCAUCCGCGUGUGCGAGAAGCGCGACUCCGGGGAGCGAUUCGCAUGCAAGACCAUUGAGAAGAAGAACCUGGAGUGUUGGGAGGACGUGGAGGACGUGCGGCGGGAGGUGCAGGUGAUGGAGAUGCUGAGGGACCACGCCAACGUCAUCAAGCUCGUCGACACCGUCGAGUCCCAAAAGGAGGUGCAUCUGAUAAUGGAGCUGUGUGAGGGCGGGGAGCUGUUUGACCGCAUCCAGGACAAGGGCUACUACAGCGAGCGCCAGGCCGCCAAGGUGACGCGCACCGUGGUGGACGUGCUGCAGCACUGCCACUCGCACGGCGUGCUGCACCGUGAUCUCAAGCCCGAAAACAUCCUGCUCACCAGCAAGCGCAGUGACACGCGCGUCAAGGUCAUUGACUACGGCAUGGCCUACAUCUUCCAACCAGGCGAGAGGUGCACGUUCAGGGCGGGCACGCCGAACUACAUCGCGCCCGAGGUGAUAAACAAGAACUACGGCGUGGAGGCGGACGUGUGGAGCGCGGGCGUGAUCCUCUACAUCCUGCUGUGCGGCCUGCCGCCCUUCUGGGGGGACACAACGGAGGAGAUCUUCAAGAGCGUGCUGUGGGGCCACCUGGACUUUGACACCGACCCCUGGCCACAGGUGUCGGACGCGGCUAAGGACCUCGUGCGCCGCAUGCUCUGCAAGAACUACGCCAAGCGCAUCACCGUCGAAGCCAUCCUGCGUAUGCCCCCGUGCCCUCGCAUGCCAUUGGCUCUCAGCCUUUGCUGUCUCUUGUCCCUGUGGGGUUACACAUGUGGCCUUGUCAUCCGUGCUGUGCUCUUGCUCCUCAACCGCUUGCCCCCCCAUUUCACCUUCCUCUCCAUCUCUUCCCCUCUCUCCCCGCUCACUGCACCAGUCUACCUCCCUCGCACUCCCACUCCCUCCUCCCCCACGCAGCAGCGCGGCGCGGUGCCGUCGCUGACCAAGGUGGUGGGCACGGUGGGCGGCACGAGCCGUAGCGUGGAGGUCCUGGAGGCGCUGCUGCGCGCGGGGAUGACGGUGGCGCGCUUCGACUUCUCCCACGGCGACGCGGAAUACCACCAGCACACGCUCGAUAAUCUGCGCAUCGCCAUGCACCGCACCAAGAAACUCUGCGCCGUGAUGCUGGACACGGUGGGCGCGGAGCUCAUCAUCGCCAACCCAGGCGGGGCGCCCAUCACGCUCACAGCGGGCAGCGACAUCACCCUCUCGCCCGCCUGCUCCGCCGCCUCCGCCUCCUGCCUGCCGCUCUCCUUCCACGGCCUCGCGCAGGCAGUGCGGGCGGGCGACGAGAUAUUCGUGGGGCAGUACCUCUUCACGGGCGCCGAGACAACCUCCGUCUGGCUGCAGGUGCGGGAGACUCGAGGGGCGGACGUGGUGUGCUGCAUCCGCAACAGCACCACCCUCGCUGGCCACUUCUUCACUGCACACGCUGCUCGGGUGCGCAUGGACAUCCCCACGCUCACAGCAGCGGACCGGCAGCACAUAGCCACGUGGGGGCGGCGCAACAGCGCGGACAUCAUCUCACUCUCCUUCACACGCCACCCUGAUGAUGUCGCACAGACAAGGGAGGUACUGGAUUCGUUGGGCGACCUGAGUCAGACACAGAUCUACGCCAAGGUCGAGACCAUGCAGGGUCUGAGGAACUUUGAGGGCAUAGCGGAGGUGGCGGACGGCAUCAUCCUGUCGCGCGGCAACCUGGGCAUCGACGUGCCACCGGAGAAGGUGUUUGGCGUGCAGAAGUGGGCGGUGGCGCAGUGCAACGUGCGCGGCAAGCCCGCUGUGAUCACGCGCGUGCUGGACUCCAUGGUGCUCUCCCCCCGCCCCACGCGCGCUGAAGCCACCGACGUUGCCAACGCCGUGCUCGAUGGUGGGGUGGAAAGGGGGGGAAGAAGGGAGUGUAUUGGACGUGAGUUAGGGGUGGUAAGUGAAGAAGCGCACGUGCGUGCAUGCGAUG